Molecule: messenger RNA, 2179 nt
Organism: Hevea brasiliensis (rubber tree)
Lineage: Eukaryota; Viridiplantae; Streptophyta; Magnoliopsida; Malpighiales; Euphorbiaceae
Product: F-box/kelch-repeat protein At3g27150
Exons: 3
Coding region: 447-1898 (483 amino acids)
Cellular component (GO): cytosol
Molecular function (GO): protein binding
Source: RefSeq, a predicted model, not a curated record
UGGUUUUGAUGUGGGUUUUGUUAUUGGAUGCGGUGAUGAUAAUAGUAAAAGCAACAUCAGCAAUUUAAUACUAAUAAAUAUCAAUCAAUUGAGAAUAUUAUAAUCCUAAUAUUAAAUUAAUCCGUAAAACCCCUCCUCAGCAAAGGGGUUGCUUUGAAAUUGAACUCUUUCACCUUCUUUCUCUGCCUCUUAAUGGCUUCUCUCCUUAAUAUAUAUUUACAUAUAUAUUUUCUCUCUCUUCCUUGACUCCAAAUUCUUGGGUUGUUCUCAGUUAAUGAGCCUCUUGAGACUUGUGUUUUGAUGAUGAUUUCAUUUCUCUUCCUAUAGCCGUCCCUUCUUUUACUUCUUGACUUGACGGACUUAAGACUUGCCUGCCUGGCUUCCAUUCAAGCCUUGCUUUGUUGGGUUUCCAUCCAUAGACUUAAGAUUUUGAAAGGUUCUGAACCAUGUCCAAAGGAAAAGAGCUAGGGGGUGAAGAUGAAGGGGGUGAGGUCUGCAGAAAUGAUUGUAAUCCUCGUAAGAAAGGAGUGCUUGGUCGGGAUCCUGACAAUAACGUUUGGAUUACUUAUAAUAGCCCCCCAUCAAAAAGGCUUGACGCUUGCGAAACUAAUACAAAGGAAGAUCAAGGGGGCUAUGCGAUUGGAAAUGAUAAUAAUCCUUGCAAGAAAGGGGUGCUUCAGGAGGAUUCUGGUAAUAGAUUAUGGAUUGCUUGCAAUACUUCUCCACCAGAAACUAUUGCUACUUGUGAAACCAAUAGAAUAGAAGGCCCAAGCAGGUAUGCGUUUUCUUCCAACGAGGGCAGAGUUGAUGGAUCCUCAAGUUUAGAACCUCAGGAUGCAGAUUACUCCGAAGUUCCCCAGCUCAGUGAUGAGGUAGAGAAUCAGAUUUUGGCAAGGAUUCCAAGAUCAGAGUACUGGAAAUUUCCAUUGGUGAACAAACGAAUAUUUGCUCUUACGAAGACUGGUGAACUCUUUAAGAUUAGGAGGGAACUUGGGGUCAAAGAAUCAUCUGUUUUUAUUUUUACAACUGGAGACAGUGGUUGGUGGGGAUUUGCUCGACAAUUUAGUUCUCGUCGUAAGCUUCCAGACUUGCCAGCAGACUCUUGUUUUUCUUCAGGAGACAAAGAAUCAGUUUGUGCAGGGACUCAUCUGAUCAUUUCAGGCAGGGAGAUAGAUGGUGUUGUUGUUUGGAGAUAUGAAUUGGAAACAAAUAGCUGGAGUAAGGGUCCUUCAAUGAUCACACCUAGGUGUCUGUUUGCUUCGGCUUCCUGUGGCCCCUUUGCUUUUGUAGCUGGUGGGGUAACAGAGGCUGGUGCAGUUCUAAAGUCUGCUGAGAAAUACAAUUCUGAUACUAAGACAUGGGAAACCCUUCCAAGGAUGCAAAGGAAAAGGAGGCUCUGCUCAGGUUUUUACAUGGAUAACAAGUUUUAUGUGAUCGGUGGGCGAAAUGAGGAGGGAAAAUGUCUUACUUGUGGAGAAGCCUAUGACGAGGACAAAAAGAAAUGGGAACUCGUCCCAGACAUGUUGGAGGAUACUCCUGUUGCUACUUUCCAAUCUCCACCUCUUGUUGCUGUUGUGAACAAUGAGCUUUACUCGCUGGAGACUUCAUCAAAUGAGCUGAAAGUAUAUUCAAAAAGGACCAAAACAUGGAGGAAGUUCGGGCCAGUCCCAGUACGAGCUGAUUCUUCAAGAGGAUGGGGUGUAGCCUUCAAGUCUCUGGGCAACGAGCUACUUUUAAUCGGUUCAUCAACAUCCAUGGUCUCUUAUUCAGGAGAUGGCAUGGCAAUAUACACCUGCCGCCCGGAUGCUGAAGCUGAGCGACUGCAAUGGAGGCCUCUUGAGUGCGGCAGAAACAGACUAAGCAACUUUAUAUUGAACUGUUCUGUUAUGGUAGCUUAAAUUUUAACCCUCCAAGCAGCAACUACUGAGUUGCUUGAUGCAAGUCAGAAUAAUAGCUAUAUUAGAAUACUAGGAUUUGACAUUAUAUAUAUCUCAGGUAUGAGGUGUUCCUCCAAACUGUAUGAUGGAGGCUAUUUGAAGGAACCCAGAUGAAUUAUCUAUAAAGCGUCUUGUUUUCUUUUUAUUCUGUGUACAGGAUCCUGUCAUUGCAGCGGCUUUGAUUGAAUCCUGGUCCUGUUGAACACUGCGUGUAGUAGAUAAUUUGAAGUUUUUGCUUGAAA